AUGGCGCGCACGAAGCAGACGGCGCGUAAGUCGACGGGCGGGAAGGCGCCCCGCAAGCAGCUGGCCACCAAGGCGGCCCGCAAGAGCGCGCCGGCCACGGGCGGCGUGAAGAAGCCGCACCGCUACCGGCCCGGCACGGUGGCGCUGCGCGAGAUCCGGCGCUACCAGAAGUCGACGGAGCUGCUGAUCCGCAAGCUGCCCUUCCAGCGGCUGGUGCGCGAGAUCGCGCAGGACUUCAAGACCGACCUGCGCUUCCAGAGCUCGGCCGUGAUGGCGCUGCAGGAGGCGAGCGAGGCCUACCUGGUGGGGCUCUUCGAGGACACCAACCUCUGCAAAAGGAGUGCAAUGUCUGGUAGAGGCAAAGGCGGGAAGGGGCUCGGCAAGGGGGGCGCCAAGCGCCACCGCAAGGUGCUGCGCGACAACAUCCAGGGCAUCACCAAGCCGGCCAUCCGCCGCCUGGCUCGGCGCGGCGGCGUGAAGCGCAUCUCGGGGCUCAUCUACGAGGAGACCCGCGGCGUGCUGAAGGUUUUCUUGGAGAAUGUGAUCCGCGACGCUGUCACUUACACGGAGCACGCCAAAAGAAAGACGGUCACGGCCAUGGAUGUAGUCUACGCCCUCAAGCGCCAGGGACGCACCCUCUACGGCUUCGGCGGCUAAAGCUUUUUGCUCCCAGACGAUCUCGAGAACCCAAAGGCUCUUUUAAGAGCCACCCACUUUUUCGUUUGAGAGAGCUGUGUCAUUGUGUUUGACUUUGCAGUUUUUGCUAUGUUUCUGUUGUCUUUCACGCUUCUAUUUUCCUUUCCCUAUUCCUCCCCCCCCCCCCCCGUUUUUCUUGCUGAGCUGCAGCUAGACUGUCUAGCAGUUCGGCUCUGGGUUCCUUUCUAGCGCGCUGUUGCUGUAUCAGGUCUUC
Messenger RNA from Gavia stellata (red-throated loon), 910 nucleotides. RefSeq names its product histone H3-like. Gene Ontology annotation, cellular component: nucleosome. NCBI's taxonomy places the organism in Eukaryota, Metazoa, Chordata, Aves, Gaviiformes, Gaviidae. The transcript has 2 exons. The record is from RefSeq and is a predicted model, not a curated record. The coding region runs from base 1 to 657 and encodes 218 amino acids. Gene Ontology annotation, molecular function: structural constituent of chromatin; protein heterodimerization activity; DNA binding.